Molecule: messenger RNA, 922 nt
Organism: Dreissena polymorpha
Lineage: Eukaryota; Metazoa; Mollusca; Bivalvia; Myida; Dreissenidae
Exons: 2
Coding region: 73-522 (149 amino acids)
Source: RefSeq, a predicted model, not a curated record
UGCCUUAUUCUUGUACAGGUCAAAGGUUUGCAAUCGUGAAUUUCACAACAACAUCUUCUGACGGUUGUGGCCAUGUAUUCCACAAUGAAAAACGCUAAAUCGAACAGCCUCUGUGAUAACCGCAAUCUAGUUCACGACCAUCCAAGCAACGGCUUCGUAAAGCGACACAGCACUCCGUUGUUUACAUCGGAUCCGAUCACUAAAAGAUUACUGGAAACAGGGGAUACAAAGAAGGGUUCGAGUUCGCCAAAGCAAAGUAUGACAAAGGAGAAACCCAAUGCUCAAGACAAAGCCCCCGAAUUUGUCAUUCCCAGCAGAACAACGCCACCUCGCAGCGCACGGCUUACGUCUCAGGGAGAAAUAGCUUACUGGAUCAAAAAGACAAACCCAACGGGGUUUUAUGCCGACGUCGUCGAAGAAGCCGAUGGAAAACCUCGAAAACCGGAUUUCAUGCUUCUGGAAAGGAGAAGCAAGACCAGGGAAGAAAUAGAAGCGCUGUACAUUUUGAAAAUAGCCAACUGAAUAGCGAUUCAGUUAAUGCUGCUGCAACAAUAUUAUAUUAUUUAUGUAACAUAAUGAACUUUAAUGAGCUGCAAUGAGACACAUAGCAAAAUCUGGAGGACUCACACAGUUCAAACACAAGGAAAAACAAAAACAAUUCUGACAUUUAUUAGAUUUAGAGUUUUAUGGCAUUUAUACAGAUUUUAUACAAAGUUUUUAAUUGUACAUUGUGGACGGUUGAGUAUGAUGUGUAUAUGGUAAUGUAAUAGAGAUAUACGUUGUGUGCGGAGUGUUGUUUUAUUGCCAUGGAUGCUUUCGUGCUUGUGCUUUUUAAUAUGUAGGAUGCGUGAUGAGUGUUGUUUUAGUGCCAUUGUUGAUCGUGUACUUGUGCUCUUUUUAUUCAAAACAACAUUAAAAUUUC